Messenger RNA from Pimephales promelas (fathead minnow), 1984 nucleotides. RefSeq names its product non-POU domain containing, octamer-binding (gene nono). Lineage: Eukaryota; Metazoa; Chordata; Actinopteri; Cypriniformes; Leuciscidae. The record is from RefSeq and is a predicted model, not a curated record. Gene Ontology annotation, molecular function: RNA binding.
AUUUUCUUGACGUAAAAUCGACCAAUCGAAAGCGGCAAAUCGUACGCCGGAAAACCCAGCGCCAGCCAAUGAGCAGUUAGAGCAUUCAGCAGGUUAAGGUGUACGGCGUUCCGCCCUUCUCCUCUUUGUGAUCAACGCUGCGUGUGUUACCGAAGCGGAUUAUAAACACUUAUUGAAGAUGCAAGGAAACAGAGGACCACGUUCAGAGCAGCAGAAUCACGGCCCACCCCGACAGCAGCCCAACCCCCAACAAGACCAGCAGAGGAAGCCCCCAGGAGCCGACAGCAAUGGACAACACACUGAUGCUGGAGAGCAGAGUAGCCCGAAUGCUGCUUUCACUAUAGACCUGCCGAAUUUCAGGAAGCCGGGAGAGAAAACGUACACACAGAGGAGUCGGCUGUUCGUGGGGAACCUUCCCACUGGAACCACAGAGGAUGAUGUGGAAAAGCUCUUCUCCAAGUAUGGAAAACCUUCCGAGAUCUUCAUCAACAAGGAACGUGGCUUUGGCUUCAUCAGGCUGGAAACGAAGACGCUUGCGGACAUAGCUAAAGCAGAACUGGACGACGCCGUCUUCCGUGGUCGCCAGAUCCGUGUGCGUUUUGCCACACAUGGCGCUGCACUGACGGUUAAGAACCUGCCUCAGUUUGUGUCCAAUGAGCUCCUGGAGGAGGCCUUCUCCAUGUUCGGUCCAAUCGAACGGGCCAUUGUCAUUGUCGAUGACCGUGGCAGGCCAACUGGGAAGGGCAUUGUGGAGUUUGCCAACAAACCGUCCGCUAGAAAAGCUCUGGACCGUUGCGGAGAUGGAGCCUUUCUUCUCACGGCAUUCCCCCGGCCUGUUACCGUUGAGCCGAUGGAGCAGCUUGAUGAUGAUGAGGGACUUCCUGAAAGACUUAUUAAUAAAAACCCGAUAUAUCACAAAGAACGUGAGCAGCCGCCCCGGUUUGCCCAGCCAGGUUCAUUUGAGUACGAGUAUGCGAUGCGCUGGAAGGCCUUAAUGGAAAUGGAAAAGCAGCAGUUCGACCAGGUUGAUCGAAACAUCAAAGAAGCUCAAGAGAAGCUGGAGACCGAAAUGGAAGCCGCACGUCAUGAGCACCAAGUCAUGCUGAUGAGACAAGAUCUCUUGCGCAGACAGGAAGAGUUGAGGAGAAUGGAGGAGGCUCAUAGCCAGGAGGUGCAGAAACGGAAACAGAUGGAGCUGCGUCAGGAGGAGGAGCGACGAAGGAGAGAGGAGGAGCUCCGUGCCCACUCCGAGGAACUGAUGAGGCGGCAGCAGGGGCAGGGAGGAAACUUCCCUGAGAAAAGGGAUCCAGAUAUGAGGAUGCAAAUGGGAGGUCAGGGAAUGGCUAUGAACAGGAGCCCGAUGGGUGGAAAUCCCACAGCAGCAGGAGCUGCCGGCAUGGCUUCCAGUGAGCAGGGGUCUGCCGGUAAUCCAGGUGGUCUUCCUCUUCCUUUCCCUCGUUCUGGAGCUAUGGACUUUGGCCCCAACAAACGCCGCAGAUUCUAGAAGACCAGCCAAAUGUCUUUCCUUUUUGUUUUGUUUUUUUUUACACACUGUAAAAUAUUUUUAAGUGCAGAUUGUGGUUUCGUAGAGCCUGGGUAUGCAUUUCAUUUCACAAAUGAGUUUGUGUAGGCAAAUGUUUUAAACAGGUUAAAAGUAUAGGUUUUAAGUUGCUCUGUGUGAUCUCCCAUCUCCAGCAGGAGCCUUAAGGGAUGUUUCCUGAAACUGAUUGAGCCCAGUUCUGGGGUAAAAGACCUUUAUGCUUAUGAUUUCUUACUGAAGAGUCUUCAUCUAGGGAUGAUGAUUUAUCUGUAUGGAAAGAACUUCAGGGUGGUCAUUCAGCUCUGUAUAGCCCUAUUUUCUUCUUCUUUUUUUAUUAUUAAUUCCUUUUCUAAAGUAUAGAUUAGCCUUUGUCCGUCUUGUCCUCUGCAAUGCUUGCCUUUCUAGUCAACUUUCAAAUAAAUUCACAACUACAUGUUACAUACA